Sycon ciliatum is the source of this 2973-nucleotide messenger RNA. RefSeq lists its product as uncharacterized. The coding region runs from base 262 to 1911 and encodes 549 amino acids. The transcript is spliced from 5 exons. NCBI's taxonomy places the organism in Eukaryota, Metazoa, Porifera, Calcarea, Leucosolenida, Sycettidae. The record is from RefSeq and is a predicted model, not a curated record.
CAGAAGUCACUAGGACCUCUUCAGUCACACCAAUGCCCUUUCAGAGACAGCCUCGCGCGCUGGAAAACCUUUCUCUCCCCUACAGCUAGCUGUGUUGCCUUCUCACCUGCCUCGACUGAGGCUUUUACAUCACUUCUCAGACAUCCCCGGAGGAUGUACGCAGUGUGCUGACAGUGCUCAACACCGCGGAGGCAGAGUUCACUUCUUAGAUAUCAACAGACUUGUAGAUAUUCAGGCAUUGGCUCCAUUCAGAUUGAAAUUAUGGCCGAAGUGUGUAGUCUGAGAUUGUGGAAAGGAGUUGCGAUGGCCAUGUUGGCAUUACAUCUGUCCAGUAUCACCGGUGAAGGUCUCACGGCCGCUGGAUCCAACCCCUACCUCAGCUGUGUUGACUUGGCGGCGCACCCCGGGCAGACCGUGGUCCUGGUCUGUCCGACUGGCGAUCGUUUUCAAGUCUUUCCGUCGCAACGGGCGUUAGCGGCCAAGGCAAAAGUCAGAGUUAGGUCGGCGAUCGACAAGCGGAGUUUUCUGUAUCGCAUCGACCAGUUCAGCGUACAAUCAGAAGGCAUGUACUACUGCGGCGUGCAGUCGAGCGAAGAAGGUGGUGGCAUCGGUGUCAUUGCUGUCUUCAAUCUCACCUUAUCUGAAACGCCUGUACUCCAGGAAGGCAGCACCACUCCCUCUCAGUACCAGCCGUACGUUCAAAUCGGACUUGGCUUGCUGAGCUGUGCACUACUCUGUGUUGUGAUCCGCCUCAUCCACCUCCAUAGAAUGAUCACCAGGCGAAUGCCCAAGUCGCAGCGCAGUAACUUCAAGAUCGACGUUCCACAACAGUAUUCAGCUAGUGUUGAAGCGGCUGCAGCUACUGGAACCCGACCUGCAGAUCGAUCGCAGAGCGUGAGCACGAUCCUCACUAAUCUUCAGUGCAGUAUUAGCUUGGCCGAGUCGAAUCCCUGCUUCGAUGUGUCAUCUCCGGCCGAGUCCAGUACCAGUCGACGAUCUUCCGCUGAGAGUUUGCCCAUCACUUCGACUGAUCCUACUAAGUAUGCUUAUGCCAUCAGAAAAGUGCACGACGUCCUCAACUCCCAACCGUAUUGCCAACCUGUGGCCGUGUGUAACUUGCCAGCCACUACCCCCGACCAGCUGCAGCCGCAGGAGCCGCAGGAGCCGUGCAGCACCGAGAAUGAACCAUCAGCUCAGCGCCCGGACUCCAGCAGGCUUGAUCUUCAGUGCAGUGUUAGCUUGGAAUCGAAUCCUGGCGAUGUGUCAUCUCCGGCUGAGUCAAACAGCAGUCGACGAUCUUCCGUUGGGAGUCUUCCCGUCAGUCCGACCGAUCCCACUAAAUACGCAUACGCCAUCAGAAAAGUGCACGACGUCCUCAACUCCCAACCAUAUUGCCAACCAGUAGCCGUGUGUAACUUGCCAGCCACUACACCCGAUCAUCAGCAGCCGCAGGACCCGCGCAACACGGAGAAGGAACCGGAUGCCCAGUGCCCGGGCUCCAGUACUCUAGAUGUUCAGUGCGGCAUUAGCUUGGAGGUAAAUCCCUGCGAUGUGUCAUCUCCGGCUGAGUCCAACAACACUCGACGAUCUUCCGAUGAGAGUCUGCCAGUCGCUUCGACCGCUCCUACCAAGUAUGCAUAUGCCAUUAGCAAAGUGCACGACGUCCUCGACUCCGAACUGUAUUGCCAUCCAGUAACCGUGUGUAACUUGCCAGAGACAGUGCCCGACCAGCAGCAACGACAGGAGCCGUGCAGCACGGAGAACGAACCAUCAGUUCAGCGCCCACACUCCUGUAGUCCGUCUGCCGACAAGCGCAACUGUAUCCGGCCGCCAGCUGUGAUGCCAAAGACGCCGACAACCCACUAUCAGUCCUCACCAAUCUCACCGGUACACGUUGAUCAGGUUCCGUAGUGCCGAUCUUCUACAUGAUUCUGCUUCAAGCAUUGGUAUUGUUCAGCAUCUGAGCACGCUGCGAGCGUUACAAGCACAGUGUGGUGUGUCCGCCAAGGAUUGCCAUACCAUAGGGUACAUAACACUGCCUCAAUCCGGUGGCAUUAUAUACCCGGCGUGGCCUUUACAUUUUAUUAAAAUAGAGCUUGGUUUGGGCCUUGGCGUCCUCUUCGGCAACAAUGAAGCGGAUCCUGACACAGUGAUAGUAGUAAUUUUGUUGUUAACAGUACUCAUUGGCGUUGCGGUACGCUGCGAGUACAGGGCUGAGACGAACACACGAAGCACUCUAUUUUUAGCUAACGUGAUGUGCAAUGUGCUUUCAUGGAUUAGGAGUUCGGUUCUAGUACAGUACAACCUGUAACUAACGACCACCCAUUGGGGCCAGAGAAAGUGGUCUGUACUCUGUAGUACCAGGCUGGUCGCUAGUCACGGUGGUCGCUAGUCACGGUGGUCGCUAGUUACAGGUUUUACUGCAUACUGCUAAUGUUCUAAGACUCAAGUAAGAGUGUCAUUGUCAAUUUGUCAUGAUGAUGUCCUGAUGAUGUAGAGUUGUCAAGAGAGCACAUAAGCAUUGUAUAGAAUACUAUUACUUUUUUUCUUUCUUUUUUUCUAGAGUCAUGACUAAGUAACAGUUGACCUAUUGCAGAGUACAAUCAUCACGUUCCCCUUUCGAUAUGAUAUACACGUACUUAUAGGGCUUCAAUUUCCCACUUGCUGGAAUACCGGCGAUAGUAUUGAAACCAGAAUAUUCUCUGACAUCGUGACCCAACUUCAUCGAUAAUGCUAGUGGUGUCAUGCAGUGUAGGAAGUUAGUUUAUUUCAAAGGAUCUUGCUUUCAAUAGCUUCAAAUCUAAGUUCUUACCUAAUGAAUGACUACUUUUGAGAUCAAUUAUAACUACAUGUACUGUCGGUACUUCGAGUACUACAGUACAUUGUAGCUCAACAAAUCUACAGUGCGCAAACCAAAAGCCUUCCAACUAAGUUUCAUUAAAUUUAAAAGCAGUUUUAAAGCACUUUCGCUUG